AACCUGUAUAGAGAAUUUUGAUUGCGCACAAACUACCUAAGCGCGCCCGAGUACAGAAAAUUACCGCAUGGCCAUGGGCACCUGCCCCGUUCGACGCGUAGUGACAAGUGGGUCCAGGCGGACAGACAAACGUCCCCCAAAUACGAGGAAGAGCAAAUGGAGACAAGAGAGAGGGACGAGACGAGGGGGGUCUGAUAUAUGUAUAGAGUCAUAGACGCGAAGUACAGUACAACGCGAAGGACUAACUCGCUUCGGCGUGGUUUGUAUGCUACGUGGGACUAGGGGAGUGGAUCGAGAAUGGGAGUGGGUUCGUUAAAACAAGCAGGCGAUUGGGAUGGGAGGGAUAUGGAUGCAAGAGAUGAAGGAACAAAAAAAAAAGGAAACAGCACACACUUCGGGUGGGGCGACAUUAUCAUGAUUGAGUGGGAUGGAAUGGGAUGGGAUGGGAUGGGAUGAGAAGGAAGGAAGGAAGGAAGAGCGUUCGCACGCGUGCGACUUUUUCCGGACGGCCCAGA
This is a messenger RNA of Heterobasidion irregulare TC 32-1, 515 nucleotides long. RefSeq lists its product as uncharacterized. The transcript has a single exon. Bases 298 to 456 code for a protein of 52 amino acids. The record is from RefSeq and is a predicted model, not a curated record. NCBI's taxonomy places the organism in Eukaryota, Fungi, Basidiomycota, Agaricomycetes, Russulales, Bondarzewiaceae.